AUUUUAAAUGAUUUGUGUAUGAAUGUUUCUGUAUAAUAUCGGCAUGUACUGUAUAUAUUAUCAUAUUUAUAGAAACUUGUAACAUUUUUAAUUAGUUUUCAAAUAAUGACAAACUACAUAGUAUUUAUAAAAAUUUAAUACCUAGUUGUAUAACAAUAAUAACAUCCGUUAAAUCUUCAACCGGAAAAUUGUCUCAAAAAUAAAAGAAGAAAUCAUUGGAACGUAAUUUAAAUGACUUACAAUGUUAAUGUGUGCAUAACGAGUCUGCAUUCAUUGUUGUUUUAGUAAGUACAUUUAGUGAAAAUGAAAAUUAUUAUUGUUUAUAACAAAACAAUGGUGUUAUAGAAUUCGUUUUUCGUAUAAAAAUAACGAGCUCAGGUGUAAACAUUGCAUACGCAAAUUGUAAGACGGUAAAAUGUGUCUUGGCAGGUAGCUAUACAGAACAUUUUUGUACAAUUUUCUUCAGAAAUGUCGAUGUCGUUUUUUGAAUGCGCGAUGAGACCAAAACUAAAACUAUUCAUUUUAAUAAGUUUAGCAGUACCAAUUGUCGUGCCGUCUUCGAAUCUUUCAUUUGAUACUACAAACUCAAAUACUACAAUUAACGAUAGGGCGGUUGAAAUCUUUAAAGGUAACCGUCCUUUAAGAUCAGGAACAAAACGGCAGUCCAGUUUAAAAAAACAAAAUCGACUGCUCUCGCUAUUCACAAUCGUCAAAUUUGACAACGAACCAUGUUACUCGUCGUCCGGAGACAGCGGUAUCUGCAUGACAUCUACUGAAUGCUAUCAACACCGAGGAGUGCCCAUUGGAUCGUGCGCUAAUUCGUACGGCGUUUGUUGUCUGUCUUUGUCAACAUGUGGUCAGACCAUCCGAGAAAACGGCACAUAUUUUGUGAAUGCAGGAUAUCCAGAAGGCUUAAAUAACACCGGGACGUGUCAAGUGACCAUACACAAGUUAUCUCCAUAUAUUUGUCAGUUCAGAUUGGAUUUUGAACGUUUUUCCAUUACGGGGCCCGAGCCAGUCAACCACCAAUGCGACAAUGACCAGUUCAUCGUUUCUGGUUCGAAUCCCGUACCUGUUAUCUGCGGAUUGAACACCGGUAGCCAUAUGUACGUGGAUGCAGGCACAGGCACAAGUCCAAUUAUAUUGACAAUGGUUACAAGUGGCAUAUUUUUAAAAAGAAACUGGAAGAUAAAAGUUAGCCAGAUACCUUGCGAUUCUAUUACAAAAGCCGACACGGGUUGCUUGCAAUAUUACACCGGAGUGUCGGGUACGCUGAAGUCGUUCAAUUACGAACCCUCAUCAGGCCUUCAUUUGUCGAAUCAGGAUUAUACAAUAUGCUUGAGAACGGAGCGAAAUUUCUGUUCCGUACAGUAUUCAGCCUGCGACGAUCAAAUGAAUAACAGAAGCCACGCGUUCACAUUGACGGGAAAUACGUUGGGUCAAAAUCCGGUUCAAGCGAAUGUGGGUAGCGUUGGAUCAAGUCCGUGUAAUUCUGAUUACCUAAUUAUACCAUGCGUUUCGAGUAAACAAGGGCCUGUGGCGUCUGGCAUGAAUACUUGUGUAGACAGACUAUGUGGUGGCACUUUAAAUACAGAUUACAGUACAAUUCCAACGACCGUUAUGAGUAGUGUCCGACCUUUUCGGUUAUCUUUUCACACAAAUGCUGUGGAAAUGCCAAAUGACAUGGGUAAUCGUGGUUUUUGUUUAAACUAUAUUCAACAACCUUGCAACGCUAAUUAUGCUUAAAUAUUUAAGUUUUAUUUUAUUAAAGA
This is a messenger RNA of Acyrthosiphon pisum (pea aphid), 1772 nucleotides long. RefSeq lists its product as uncharacterized. The record is from RefSeq and is a predicted model, not a curated record. Bases 469 to 1746 code for a protein of 425 amino acids. NCBI's taxonomy places the organism in Eukaryota, Metazoa, Arthropoda, Insecta, Hemiptera, Aphididae. The transcript has 9 exons.